Symbiodinium natans is the source of this 1893-nucleotide messenger RNA. Lineage: Eukaryota; Dinophyceae; Suessiales; Symbiodiniaceae. The record is from the annotation of a GenBank genome assembly.
AUGUCUUUGAGGCGCACUUGCCGAGAGCUCGUGCUCGAGGUAAUUCUUCGCCGAGCUCUGAAGGCUGGAGGAGAUGGCCUCGACCGACUCCAGAUGGUUGUGGAUGCUGCAGCACUUCGGGUGCUCAACUCCUUCCUUCGAAUGGCCGACCUGCACUCAGAGGGCGUCACCAGCGUCGAGCUGCUCGAGGAGUCCCGCGAGCCGCUGCCUGGACUGGAUGCUCUGUACUUCCUGAGGCCUCAAGCAUCAAGCAUCGAGCGGGUCCUGGCAGACUUCAAGACUGCCCCGCAGCACCGUCAGGUGCACCUGUGCUUCUCACAGCCCUUGGACUCGGCGCUUCUCUCGAAGCUUGUUGAGGCCCCCGUUCUGGCACCGCGCGUAAAGUCUUUUGUCGAAGCGCCCCUGAGCUUUGUGGUUGUACAGGAUCGAGGUUUCCACUUCGACACUCCCGAGGCGAUCACGGGCCUUUUCCCAGUGCCUGAUCUGCAGCUUUUGUCAGACACUGUGCAGAAGCUGGUGGACGUGUGCCGGUGCUUGCAGGCCACCUCGCCAGUCAUCCGUUUUCAAUCUGAGUUAUGCCAGGAUGUGGCAGAAAGAGUUCAGCGCGAACUGGGCAUGCAGAAGAGCUUGACUACGCAGUCCCACAGUCAGCCUUGCCAGCUGCUCAUUCUUGACCGCUCCAUCGACAUGGCAGCGGCGCUAGUUCACGAAUACUCCUACGAGGCAUGCGUCUUUGAUCUGCUUGACGGCAACAUGCUGGAUGCAGAUCGGAACAUUGUGACUCUGAACAGCGGAGGACACAGCAAGGAGGUGCUGUUGGCGGACCCCUUGUGGGAGGAGCUUAAGUACAUGCACCUGGAGGCAGCAAGAGAGCUCGUGGAGGUUAAGGUGGAUGAAGUGAAGCGACAGAAUGUGCAGCAGGAUGCCACGGCUAUCAGUACACGCGCGAUGCUGGAUCAACUACGCGCAGCUCCUGAGAUGCGUGAUGCGGUCGAUCGCAUGGCACUCCAUUUGGCAAUGAUUACGCAGAUCCACAGCCGCCUCAACACAGAGCAGAUCCUGGAGCCUCUGCACCUGGGCCUGCUGGAGCAGGACAUUGCCUGUGGAAUCGACCGCUCGGGCAAGGAUGUGAAGAUCACAAACCUGCAGACAACCUUGCAGAGGAUUCUCACUGACCGACCGGAGUUGUCCAGCGAGAUGAAGCUUCGCUUGCUGAUGCUUUUCUUUGCCUGCGUGGCGAACGUGCCUGAGGCCAGUCGAUCGAAGCUGCUGGACGUCGCGCAGCUUGGAGCGGAUGACCAGCAGGCCUUGAUGAACAUGCUUCGUACUCGCCUGAUGGAGGUACCAGAGUCGCAGCGGCACAAGCAUGCCAGCGGUUGCUCACACCGAGUCACAAAGCAGCAGGCAGCUAGGUUCAAGAAGAACGCGCUUGCUGAGGGGCGUUUCGAGCUCUCUCGGUUUGAGCCACGCCUGAAGGACAUCCUGGAGCAGCUGGUGGAAGAUCGGCUCAGCUUGGAGGAGUUUCCAGUGCUCCAAAGCACGGCGGAUGACUUUGGCCUGCGGGAAGCCGGCACAGCAACUGCCGAGCCUUUGGGAGCUCCAGUGAUCCAGGCCAAAGAUGACUGGUCCUUUGCUACAGUUUCAGGUACACUUGAAAGCGAGCAUGCGCAAGUGUCUCAUCGGAUUCUGGUGUUCGUGAUCGGUGGCUUCACCCUCUCGGAACUCAGAGCCGCGGCAGAGGUGGAGCAGAAGAUGCCUCGGGGCACGGAGGUGAUAAUCGGGGGCACGUCGCUGCUGACCCCAAAGAGGCUUAUUCGGACUUUGAGGCCGCACAGCGACGCGGAUCCAGUGCCCGGCGGAUCUGGGAGCGGCGAGAUGCCCGACCUGACAUGA